This is a messenger RNA of Aspergillus pseudonomiae, 738 nucleotides long. Its product is annotated as thiolase-like protein. The record is from RefSeq and is a predicted model, not a curated record. Lineage: Eukaryota; Fungi; Ascomycota; Eurotiomycetes; Eurotiales; Aspergillaceae. The transcript has 3 exons. Gene Ontology annotation, molecular function: acyltransferase activity, transferring groups other than amino-acyl groups. Gene Ontology annotation, biological process: polyketide biosynthetic process. The coding region runs from base 1 to 738 and encodes 245 amino acids.
AUGCCUCCGUCUCCUCUGGUCUCCGUAGUGGGCACUGGACUUCAGUACCCCCAACACAAGCUUGGGCCGGAGUUUGUCCCUAAAAUAGUAACCAACUGCUACGAAGACAAUGUCGCCGUCCUACCGAUAGACUAUCCCAUAUGGCUCCAAGACUACAUCUUGACGAACUCCGAAUGUGAUAGUAUGUUCAAACAGUAUGGCAUCCCGCUAGCAACACUCGCGGCGACGCAAGCCAUCGCAGACUGGGGCGGCAAUGCGAUGGACAUCACCCACGUGGUUGCUAUGACCUGCACAAGUACGUCCAGCCCUGGGUUUGACUGCACACUCUGCCAGGAGCUAGGGCUUGCCAAGCAUGUUCGCCGGACAUUGGUGAAUGGAGUCACUUGCGCUGGCAGCGUGGCGAUGCUGCGUACAGCAUACGACCUUCUGCUUGGUGCGACACAACAAGGCAAGCCGGCCCGUGCUCUUGUGGUCGCUGCUGAAACCCCAACUGUUUAUAUCAAGGGUUGGUUGGACACUGUUGCAAGGGAUGCAAUACCUAAUCUUGCCCCGACCUUGUUCGGAGAUGGUGCCAGCGCACUGGUACUCAGCAAUGGGAUCGGUGUCAAGGAAAGUGAAAGAGCGGCUAUAUGGAAUAUCCAAGGUGCUCAGUCAACGCUUCUGGAUGAAGCAGGAAAUAUCGGGAUUCAGUGUACUCCUACAGGCCGCCUUGCCACCUUCAUUUGGGAACCUCAUUAG